AUGCCUGGGUCUAAUCAUCGAACCAUUUGCAAGUUUGGUGACCAUGAAACCGAGCGGUUUAACCCUGUUGGCCUUGCUAUAACCGAAUUGGUUCAAGCGGUACUAAUUACGCGGUCAAAACCAGAGCUUCCUAUAAUAUCUGAACUUCCUAUCUCCACACCGACGUUCUAUGGUAGAAGUACGGAGCUUGAAACGCUAUUUGAUGUACUCGAUCCCACUCUACCAGGACAACACGGGAUCGUAAUCUUUGGUAUCGGAGGCUCAGGAAAGACACAACUUACUCUCAAAUACAUUAAAGAUAAGAAAAAGCUCUAUAGUGCUGUGGUCUGGAUUAACGCAUCUACAUCUGAGCAACUUACACAAUCGCUUACCGAUGCCUUCUAUAUGAUUUCCAACUCAUGGACGCAUAAAGAUAGGUCGAAUACGUACUCAGGGGAGAACAAGAGAGAUUUCGUGUUGGCAAGACUAAGAUCGACUCUAAAGCGGAAUUGGCUUCUAGUUAUUGAUAGUGCCGACGAUCCCAACAGCAUCAACCUAGCCCAGCUAAUUCCCGAUUGUAUUUUCGGCGCAAUUAUUGUAACAAGUAUGCGAAGAGACGCAUCGGACAUCCUCGAGCCAUAUGGAUUCGAAAGUAUCGAACUUGAUAACCUGGGUGACGCUGAUGGAGCAGAGUUAAUUUUGGAUAGAGCUCGGAUAUCAGUCCCGUCCCACCGAUCCAGCGAUGCCAUAUUAAUAGUCAGAGAAUUGGGAGGUCUACCACUGGCUCUCGAGCAGGCAGGAAUUCUGCUACGGAGAAGGGUUGUCGGUCUAGACAACUUUAUCACAGAGUACCACACACAGUACAAGGAACUUAUGGGCCAUCUUCCCAGAGCCGGGGAAGUGCAACAUGAUAAAUCACGCUCUAUGUAUACAGUUCUUAGCAUACUUUAUUCCAACGUCAAGACGGAAUCGCCCAUCGCUGCAACGAUACUUCGACUUUUGGCCGUCAUAGGACCUACACAAGUCCCCAUAUCCAUAUUUCUAAACAUAUUCCAAUUCGACUCCAAAAUCCCUACUACUGACAUAGAGCUUCAAUCUAUACAAAAUUCCUCCAAGUCAGUUGCUACUUUUCGUCUCCACAUGACUCUUCUUGAGGACCUCUGUCUGGUCAAAAUCAAACCUGCAUCCAUAGAUCAUCUAGAGUCAGUACUGCUGCACCGAGCUGUUUCCCAGUGGAUUACAAAAUCGCCGUCCGAAUGCGAACCCCGGUGGGUAAUAUUUGUUGCCCUGGGAUUGGGUAAUGUUCUCUGUCGUGGAGAAGGGAGCCUCGACUGGCCAAUGGGUGGGACUACUUCGGAUUCAUAUAUUUCAAGAAUAUGCCUUUCUUGGAUAGACCAUAUCGAUUUCCUUAUUAGAGAAUCCAUUGACUCAUCUACCAUCCAACCCCCUCAUGGGCUUUUUGCGGCCGAAUACGCAAAUAUAGCCUGCAACUUUGGGUAUAUCUAUUUCUGCAAUGCACGGCACGACGAAGCCCAGGUGUUUCUAUCCUGUGCUCUCAGUUACUAUCCCUUUAUAUCUGCAACCGAUGAUGAUUUCCCCGGUGGUAUUCUACGAUUAUAUUACUGUCUAGCAGUAUCCUAUUAUGAGACAGGGAACCUAGGUAAAGCAGAGGAGUUUCUUAACGCAGCGUUUAAUAAUUCAGGGAAGGAAAGUAACGAAUAUGCAAAAAUGAUCAGUUUACAGCAGUUGAUUUGGGAUAAGACUGCCACUAACCAGCAUCAUCAAUCCUCGGCAGGAAUUUCAGCACAUAGGGAAAAUAUCAGACGCGGCAAACAACCCGUACAACCGCGCAGAGCUAGUCAGAAAGAUGAACACGAGAAAGCAGACGCUAUGGGUUGUACACCUGAUGCUGCUCUAACAACAUCAUUCCUUAGAGCUGCUGCUGCGACUUUCGACGAUGCUAUCGACAAGGGCUAUCGCGCUUUAGACCCGCUUCGACGUUCCCAGGGAGUAGGAGUCUCAGAAUGGGAGGUGCAUAGACUGAUAUCCCUGCACUUACCUGCAAGAGUAAAGGCUCAUAUCGUAAAAAGGGCAACUAUGAGCUCAUUGGAAAAUAACACAACUGCUACGAAAGAAAUAUUACUAGAAGACAGUUUCUAUAGAAGAAUUCUCGCUCGGUCUACUGAACAUUUGGGGAUAUAG
Daldinia vernicosa is the source of this 2181-nucleotide messenger RNA. Its product is annotated as P-loop containing nucleoside triphosphate hydrolase protein. The coding region runs from base 1 to 2181 and encodes 726 amino acids. The transcript is spliced from 3 exons. Lineage: Eukaryota; Fungi; Ascomycota; Sordariomycetes; Xylariales; Hypoxylaceae. Gene Ontology annotation, molecular function: protein binding; ADP binding. The record is from RefSeq and is a predicted model, not a curated record.